Molecule: messenger RNA, 1800 nt
Organism: Trichoderma gamsii
Lineage: Eukaryota; Fungi; Ascomycota; Sordariomycetes; Hypocreales; Hypocreaceae
Exons: 1
Coding region: 1-1800 (599 amino acids)
Source: RefSeq, a predicted model, not a curated record
AUGACAAUCACCAGGCCAGACAACGCGUUUCUCGCCUUCUUUUCCUCCGGACAUGCCGACUUUCUGGCUCUUCUCUUGACCACGCCCAUUAGCACUUUGCUUCUGUACUGGUCGAUUAACGACACCGUCUUCUCGGGCUCUCUCCUCCGCUUCAUCGACUCAAAUCGCCCAACGGUACAGUUUGCCGUGCAGCUGAUAGCCAAUCUCCUGUCGCUUUGCCAAAUCCUGGUGCUAUGCAGGCUCAUCAACUAUGGGAUUCGAAGGCAUCUCUCGUCCAACGCGAUGAGGCUGGACUCUCUGAGGGCCUGGAUUGACGCCAUGCAGCCGAGAAUGAAUCUUGGCCUGCCCAUCCGCUUUUUGUUGCCUUUGUCUGCUUUUGUUGCGCUGACAAUGAUCUUAUCGGCGCUCUGGGCCGCUGCGCUGACGCCCGUCCAACUGUGGGAAGACGUCGAGCAAAAUAUCCUUGUUCCAAACUGGGACGAUUCUUCUCUCAUAAAAGAGUAUCCUUCCGAGGUUGGCAAAGAGGGAGCCACGGUACAGAAUCUCAAAGGCCGAUUUUCAUAUUCUGUCGGCAAUCAGUUGCUUGGAAGUCUCCUCGCAAGCGCAUCCUCUGCGACCACGAUCGACGGCUCGCAUAGGAUCCACGAAAAGCUGGACAAGUCCAAGUUCACAUACAUCGGUCGCUCUUACGGCAUUGGUUCAUCGAUAGGGCUGAUGGAUGAGGAAAUCUUGGGUAACAAUCUGGCGCUCGGAUACGCAUUUCAAGAGGCAGGAUACAAGGCCGAUAUCAAUUGCAUCUAUAAUACUUCAAGCGCGUUUUCUUUAUCAUCAACGGUCGUUGACUUGGUCUAUGCUGCGAGCGGGCCUCUGCCCGACAGCGACAACGGCCCCGAGUAUUCGGACUAUAUUGGUCACAAUAUGGAUCGCAUAGUUUCCAUCGGCGUCGCACAUUUCGCAAACGAAUCCGCGACUGUAUACCCGCUUCGAAGAUAUCUGGCAUUCGCGACGGGGUCAAACUACGACUUCUUGAACACGGUCCAGUGCGAGAUUGACUUUAUCCCAACGCUGUUCAACGUCACGGUGGAUCUUCAGGGCCAGAACAUCACUGUCAACGCUACAAAUGACGCCGAAAUCCAAGACAUCAAUCCAAGUAGACGCCUAAAAAGCACAGUCAUGCGCCAAUUCGAACUCAUCGCCAACGACGAGACGAAUCUCUACAUCUCAACUGUUGGGACUGCGUUCAAUGCUUCUAUUACCGAUUUGCGAACUUAUAUCCACUCCUCGAGUCAUCCUGGCCAAUGGUCGGAUACAGAUAUUGUUCUCGCCGCCGUUGAAAACUCCAUUACUGCGAUGACGGAUGAUAUGUUGGGUGCGUAUGGGUCGGCGCAGCUCAUGGUCGGCAACCGAACACAAGGUAUAAACGCUACUGUGCGAGUAACUGCCAUAGCAUUUGGAGGGAUCAAGUACAACAUCGCCGUAUUCGCGGCUAAUAUUACCGUCAUCUUGCUGCUUUUAAUUGAGGUUAUUCGGACCAGAGGAUGGAAAGGCCUUCCCGAUUUUGAUGUCGCAGAUGUACGCCAGUUGAUUAUUGCGGCGUCAGAGGGCGGAAAAGACUUGGGUAAUAUUGCCUUUGGGCAGAGAAGUGACAUUGGAGACGUUUCCAUACGGUACGCAAAAUUGAUAGGCGACCGUUUUGCCAUUGUAGCAAGUUCUGAGACUAAAGAUGCCAUUGUGAUGGAGUACGAAGGGCUGGCAAUAUCAACAAACAGCUCAGUUACAGAACUUGCCAACAUAAUAUAA